AAGGAGGUAAAAGAUUUCAAAUCCUCGGUUAGAAGUUCAACGCCGCGCCAGAUGUCGGCCACCAAUUGGUGAAUUUAGGUUGCUACUGUUCAACGGCGUGAACUUUCCUCAGCCUUUCGACUCUCUCUCAGUUUUUCCACAGCAAAAAUACUCCGAAAAUCGUUUUCACAUUUUCCAUUUCUAAAAGUCUCCUCAGCUCCACAUACAUGCACAUAAAUAAAUAAAAAUAUGCUACUUGUAAAAAAAAAACCCGAAUAACAGUAAAAAAAAAGAAGAAAAAUCUCCUAUCAGCUUUCGUGUAUCCUUUGCUAAUCUCAACAAUCUUACGAAUAAAUUAAACAAAAAAACAAAUCGAUCGAUCUUUUGGUGUUCUACUCAUGGCGGAUCGCGCCUCGUACGGUUUGGCUUCCCGAUUAGAUAUUGAACAGAUAUUAUUAGAAGCGCAGCAUAGAUGGUUGCGACCUGCUGAAAUUUGUGAAAUUCUUCGUAAUUAUCAGAAGUUUGAUAUUGCAGCUGAGCCUCCAAACAGGCCUCCUAGUGGAUCACUUUUUCUUUUUGAUCGAAAGGUUUUAAGAUACUUUAGGAAGGAUGGACAUAAUUGGAGGAAGAAAAAAGAUGGAAAGACUGUGAAGGAAGCUCAUGAGAAGCUGAAAGUUGGAAGCAUUGAUGCGUUGCACUGCUACUAUGCCCAUGGAGAAGAGAAUGAAAACUUUCAAAGGCGUAGCUAUUGGAUGCUUGAACAGGAUUUGAUGCAUAUAGUUUUUGUGCACUACUUGGAGGUUAAGGGUAGUAGGACUAUUGGAGGCAUAAGAGAGACUAGUGCUAUAUCAAACUCCCGAACUAGCAGUCCUUCAACUUCUAGCUAUUCUGUUAGUCAUGGAAAAGCACCUUCUGGAAAUGCAGAUUCAGCAAGCCCAACCAGGACUUUAACAUCGUUGUGUGAAGAUGCUGAUUCUGAGGAUAGUCAGCAAGCAAAUUCUAGACUCCAUAUAUCGCCCCAAAUAGGAAAUGCUUCUGUGAUGGACGAUAUGAAUCCUGGCUUCUUAAAUCCUUAUUCUACCCAUCCCUUUCCAGUUGAGCCAGAUGGAAACUUGAAAUUCUUACACUAUGAUCAUGAAGGUCGGUCAUCAAUUCCUGGAGUAAAUGAAGUUUCACAUCUUCAUGGAGAUAGACUUAGGGGUAUUGAUUAUGGCUCUCACAUGACUGAAGCUCAAAGAACACUUGAUUUGGCAUCUAGGGAACGAGGCUUGGAACAAUAUAUGCCUGUAUAUCCGGCUGCAUCUUCUCAUGCUUCAAUGACUUCCGCUCAACCUGAUACUGUUGGCAUCAGCCUGCAACAAGAAAACAUGAUUGAAGGCAAACUAUUAGAUGUCAAGAGUGCUGGAGAGGAGUUUGGAAAUCCUCUGCCAAGAAAAUCAAAUUGGCAGGUAUUCAUGAUUCCUUUGGCUGACAAUGCCUUAGAGUUGCCCAAAUGGCCUAUGGAUCCGUCAUCAGAUUUUGAAUUGCCAUAUGAUACUAGGUUCUUUGAGCAAAAGAGUCAUGAUUUUCAUUUAUUGAAUGCUCUUGAAGAAUUGAUCAGUCGUGAUGUUCUAAAUGAGCAGCCUGUGCAUAAAAACCUUCAAAUGCAGCUUAUCAAUGCAGAUUCUAAUUCUGUUAUGAAAACAUAUCCUGAGAAUGAUAUGCAUUUGGCUGGAAAUAUCAACUAUGCUUUCUCUCUGAAAAAAUCAUUACUUGAUGGAGAAGAUAGCUUGAAGAAAGUUGACAGUUUUUCACGGUGGAUUACUAAAGAACUUGGAGAAGUAGAUGAUCUGCAGAUGCAGUCCUCAUCUGGUAUUACCUGGAGCACUGUUGAGUGUGGAAAUGUAUCUGAUGAUGCCUCUUUGAGCCCUUCUCUCUCCCAAGACCAACUUUUCAGCAUAGCUGAUUUUUCACCUAAGUGGGCUUACAUAGACUCAGAAACUAAGGUUUUGAUUAUUGGAACAUUUUUGAAGAAUCAAGAGGAAGUAGCAAAAUAUAACUGGUCAUGUAUGUUUGGGGAGGUGGAGGUUCCGGCUGAGGUUAUUGCAGAUGGCAUUCUUUCUUGCCAUGCUUCACCUCUCAGUGUUGGGCAAGUCCCAUUUUAUGUCACGUGUUCCAACAGGUUAGCUUGUAGUGAAGUGCGAGAAUUUGACUACCGAGCAGGAUUCGCCAAUGACAUAAACGUUUCAGAUAUCUAUGGUGUUGCUUCAAGAGAAAUGCUGAGGCGAUUUGAGAUGUUACUUUCUCUGAAAUCCUUCAGUCCUCCUAAUCAUCAUUUUGAAGGUGUUGGGGAGAAAAGAGACUUAAUUACUAAAAUUAUAUUAAUGAAAGAGGAAGAGGAAUGUCACCAGAUAGUAGACCGCUCACCUGACAGGGAUUUGUCUCAACAUGAAGAAAAGGAGUGCCUCCUUCAGAAAUUGAUGAAAGAGAAGUUGUACUCAUGGCUUCUUCACAAAAUCAUGGAAGAUGGUAAAGGGCCGAAUAUAUUAGAUGAGAAGGGGCAAGGAGUACUACACUUAGCGGCUGCACUUGGUUAUGAUUGGGCAGUAAAACCUACUGUUACUGCUGGAGUUAGUAUAAAUUUUCGUGAUGUGAAUGGCUGGACUGCACUUCACUGGGCGGCUUUCUGUGGCAGAGAGCAAACAGUUGCCAUUCUAGUUUCUCUGGGAGCAGCUCCUGGAGCACUGACGGACCCAUCUCCAGAAUUUCUUUUGGGUAGAACUCCUGCAGACUUAGCUUCUGGUAAUGGACACAAAGGAAUCUCUGGUUUCCUUGCAGAAUCUUCCUUGACCUGUUUCCUUUCUUCUCUCACAAUGAAUGAUCCAAAGGAAGCUGUUCAAAUAGUUUCGGAGCGAAUGGCAACACCUGUGAAUGAUUGUGAUGUGCAAGAUAUACUGUCAUUGAAGGACUCAAUUACUGCUGUCUGUAAUGCCACACAAGCUGCUGAUCGUAUACAUCAAAUGUUCAGGAUGCAAUCUUUCCAGCGUAAACAGUUGAGUGAGUCUGGUGAUGGUGUAUCUGAUGAACAUGCUAUUUCAUUUUUAACUGCUAAGGCACGCAGGCCAUUGCAAAGUGAUGGGGUAGCCCAUGCUGCUGCAAUACAAAUCCAAAAAAAGUUUCGUGGUUGGAAGAAAAGAAAAGAAUUCUUGUUGAUCCGUCAAAGAAUUGUCAAAAUCCAGGCCCAUGUUAGAGGACACCAGGUGAGGAAACAGUAUAGAACAAUCAUCUGGUCAGUGGGAAUUCUGGAGAAAGUUAUUUUACGGUGGAGACGUAAAGGGAAUGGUUUGCGAGGAUUUCGACGGGAUGCAAUUACCAAGGAACCUGACCCACAGUGCAUGCCCUCUAAAGAGGAUGAUUAUGAUUUUCUGAAGGAGGGAAGAAAACAAACUGAAGAAAGGCUGCAGAAGGCACUUACUAGGGUCAAGUCCAUGGCUCAGAAUUCUGAAGGACGAGGUCAGUAUCGUAGGCUGCUGACUUUGGUUCAAGGGAUUCGUGAAAAUAAGGCUUGCAAUAUGGUUCAGAGCAGCUCAGAAGAAGUGGCUGACCGUGAUGAAGAUCUUAUUGACAUUGACUCUCUUUUGGAUGAUGACACUUUCAUGUCUAUUGCAUUUGAAUAAGCUCCUGCAUUUGAAUAUACUGGCAGCAUCAUUGCAGCAUUACGAAGGUGUUUAACUUCAUUCUGUCUGUAAAUAUAAUAUCUAACACUUCUAACGUAUUCAGUAGACUCUGCUUGUUUCUAGGUAACAUAGAAAAGUAGCUUUUACUUCUUAGGUUAAUAGUUUUUAAUAUCAUAAAUUCUUAACUCAAGGGUUAGGGAGUAGCAUUUAUUGGUUGCGAGUGUUGGGGGGAGAUUCGUUUGUAAAAUUUGUUAAAAGUAGAUAUGAUAAUUCAUCUAUUUGUAUAAAUUAAAGUAUCGAUAAUUUAUUUAUUUAAAUUGUGUUAAUCAUGAAAAUUGUGUGUUUAGGGAUCCACAUAAAUCUCAUUGCGGUGAGAGAGU
Durio zibethinus is the source of this 4015-nucleotide messenger RNA. RefSeq names its product calmodulin-binding transcription activator 2-like. Gene Ontology annotation, molecular function: double-stranded DNA binding; transcription coregulator activity; protein binding. The record is from RefSeq and is a predicted model, not a curated record. NCBI's taxonomy places the organism in Eukaryota, Viridiplantae, Streptophyta, Magnoliopsida, Malvales, Malvaceae. Gene Ontology annotation, biological process: regulation of transcription by RNA polymerase II. Gene Ontology annotation, cellular component: nucleus.